AUGGCCGAGGACCACAUGGACGACAUGGGGCAGCAACAGCAACAACCGGAACACCCCGCCAGUAUGCCUGUCGAAUUCGGCAAUGCCUUGCCCCAGCACCGCACGCAGAACAUGGCUUUCUCGCCAGAGUCCAGUGGCGGGGACAGAGGCAGCAAGCGGGCCCGGUCCAUGUACCUCUCACACGGCACCUUACCGAAGACGCCAGGCUCUAGUCCAAACUCGAAGAGGAGCUCAUACACCUACUCGACCCUGCGUACGCCCCGACGAACGCGAGACUCGAAAUGCAGGGUGUCCCUGCAAUCAGUGGUGUCCAACUUUGCCGAGCGGAGUGACAGGUCCCAGUGCCUCGCACCGUCUGCCGAGGGUUGGCCUACCCCAUCCGACUCCUUCUCCGUCGAUAACAGCUCGUUGAGGAGCAACUCCGCCAUACAUACCAGCUUCGCUUCGGAAGACGUCAUAUACCCAACACCCAGCAAGGACGCGAGUCUGCUCGCCAUGACCGACGACGCUACCUACGACGACGACGACCAAACGGCGAUGGAUGAGGGUGACUUUGUGGGAGAGACGGUUACACCAUCCAUCUCUAUCACCUCAUGUUCACGCGACGCAAACGAGAAGAGGUUGAACAUUGUCAGAGAGAUAUUGGAUACCGAGCGGCGAUAUGUCGAUAGCCUGUCAAUACUUCAGAAGAUGUUUUUACAACCUUUGAUGGCUGCUGUCGGAACAUCAGAAGAGAUGUUGUCAAAAAAAAUGAUCCUGGGAAUCUUCUCCGAGCUGCCCGGCAUCAUCAACGUGAACUCAGAACUGAAAAAGCAGUUGGAGAAUCGUUUGGAGAGCAGCCCAUGGGACCCUUGCAAUGGGUUCAUUGGAGACAUCUUUCUGAACCUGGCACCCUAUUUGAAAAUGUACUCGUCUUAUGUCAAGAACUUCAACAAUGCGCUGUCUCGCGUGACAGAGUGCUCCGCCAAGUUUCCCGCGUUCUCGCAUUUCAUUGCGAAGCAACAUACCAACCCGGAGCUGAAAGGCCUCCGCCUCGAGUCCUUCCUCAUUAUGCCCGUGCAACGUAUACCAAGAUAUAAGAUGUUGCUGGAGGAACUGGUCAAGAAAACCGACGUACAUCAUCCGGAUCAUGAAACCUUGAAGAAUUCACUAGAGCGGAUCGCUGAAGUGGCCGUGUUUGUGAACGAGGCCAUCCGCGAGCAUGAGAUGGUGCAGGAGCUCAUUGCGUUGCAGGGUCUGAUACACGGGAUGGAUGAGGAACUGGUUGUUCCUGGCCGGCGGUUGAUACGACGUGGCACCGUGCAGAAGAUCUCACGGAAGCGACAUCAUACUCGAUACCUCAUCCUGCUCUCCGACGCGCUUAUUUAUGCUAGUCCCGGUAUCCUCGACGACUACUAUGUGUUCCACAGAAAGCUGGAUCUCGAGCUAUGCGAAGUUGUCGACGUCCCCGACACACCUGACAUGAGGAAUAUCUUUCAGAUCGUCAGUCCGGACAAGUCUUUUGCCAUGUAUGUCGAUACUCGUGAAGAUAAGCAAGGCUGGAUAGAUGAUAUCGGCAUGGCUGUGCAGCUGCUGACGACGAAUAGAAGCACUCUGCGGAACGAACUUGGUCGCGACAACUCUAUCGAGAAACGACGAAAGAUGGAGGUUUAUAGCGCUCCGGUUUGGAUGCCGGAUGAUAGCACCAACAACUGCAUGUUAUGUAGUCAGGAGUUUAGCAUGUUGAAGCGGAAGCAUCACUGCCGAGCAUGUGGAAAUAUCGUUUGUUACGCUUGUUCCAGUCGGUAUUUCAUCAUCCCCAGUCUCCCACAAGACAAACUCGCCCGCGCCUGCGACCCAUGUUACGAACGCAUCUCCAUCGAAGGCAAACUGCAAGUUGUCCAAUCCCCUCAUUCCCUUUUCCCAACGAACUACACGCCAUCACCACCCGCACAACAACAUGACUACCACCAACAGCUGCAACCUCAACCGCAACCCCGCCAACCUCGCAACUCAUCCUCGACGACCUCAUCGUCAUCCUCUUCUACGCGCCGGCAGGGCCGACCGACGUCCAUGGUCGACCAGCUGUGGCAUGUGUUUGGGAAAGGGUUUGCGGACAAGAACUCGAGCAAGCGAUCGCUAGGCAGACCGUUCGGCGCGUCGGCUACAGAGGAUCCGUUUGCGCCGCCGAAACACUGUUCGUUGUGCUUGGAUCUGUUUUCGUGGACUAAAUGGAGGUAUCUCUGCACUCAAUGCAAACGAACAGUCUGCGCCAGCUGCACGCCCAAAGCCGGCCCAUACAACAUCUGCGACCCGUGCUACCUCAACGUCGAUCCCGCCGACGUAGUUGUCGACCCCAAAGGUGGCGGCUGGAGCGCGUCGCAUCAUGAUCAUGCUAUGAUGGAGACGACGUAG
Molecule: messenger RNA, 2394 nt
Organism: Fimicolochytrium jonesii
Lineage: Eukaryota; Fungi; Chytridiomycota; Chytridiomycetes; Spizellomycetales; Powellomycetaceae
Exons: 9
Coding region: 1-2394 (797 amino acids)
Molecular function (GO): metal ion binding; guanyl-nucleotide exchange factor activity
Source: RefSeq, a predicted model, not a curated record